CUGUGAUUGUUGUUUCAAGAAGGAAUUAGCAAUGUAUUUUCCAAUUUUAGAAUAGUGUAAAUUUUGAAGAAAUAGAAAUUCGAAAUGAUUGAAUCUUGCACAAAGAAGCGAAUGUUGCUAGGUAUUACAUUUUUAGGAGGAUUAACGGUUUUAGCGUUAAUUAUCGAAAGUCACUGGACAGAUAGUUCAAACAAACUUUACAUUGACAGUUUCGAAAAUAAUUCUUCUUGCAUCUCGGGUGAAAAAUAUGAGGUGAUUUCCGAAUGUCAUCCAUGUACAGCCUUUGAGAUUGCAAGCGAAAGCAUUGGUGUUUGUGUUUAUGCGAGAUAUAAGGAAGUGCUGAAGUGUAAAAGUGGAGAAACAAUAACAAGAAGUUGCGACAAAGUAGCUUGGCUGGAAGAAAGAGCAUUUUGGAAGUUUGAAGGGUUUAUGUUUAUUCUGGCAGUUAUUUCUUGUUUUAGUAUACAUUGGAGACAGAAUAUAAUAAGGCAAAGAAUAAUAAGGAAGUUUUGCUACUUUCCUUAGAAAAAUAGCAAACAAUUAAGGAUUAAUGUGUUCCUGCUUGAUGGCCUGUUCUGAAGCAAGCGUGUGGACUAAAUUUUGUGAAAUUGAUUUGAUUUUAAGUCUAAAGUCUU
Messenger RNA from Linepithema humile (Argentine ant), 635 nucleotides. RefSeq names its product jumping translocation breakpoint protein JTBR (gene JTBR). Gene Ontology annotation, cellular component: membrane; cytoplasm; spindle. NCBI's taxonomy places the organism in Eukaryota, Metazoa, Arthropoda, Insecta, Hymenoptera, Formicidae. The record is from RefSeq and is a predicted model, not a curated record. Gene Ontology annotation, biological process: mitotic cytokinesis.